This is a messenger RNA of Galleria mellonella (greater wax moth), 1588 nucleotides long. It is a transcript of the gene Tub1, whose product is annotated as tubulin beta-1 chain-like. The transcript is spliced from 2 exons. The record is from RefSeq and is a predicted model, not a curated record. Lineage: Eukaryota; Metazoa; Arthropoda; Insecta; Lepidoptera; Pyralidae. Gene Ontology annotation, biological process: microtubule cytoskeleton organization; mitotic cell cycle. Bases 105 to 1448 code for a protein of 447 amino acids. Gene Ontology annotation, molecular function: GTPase activity; GTP binding; structural constituent of cytoskeleton. Gene Ontology annotation, cellular component: cytoplasm; microtubule.
AAAUCCCCACCGAGCCGCAACGGUGAUCAAAUCUUCGAGUAGUGUUGUGCGAGAGUCGCGUAUAGUGUUAGUAUUUAAUUUAUUAAAAUUUUACAAAACAAAAAAUGAGGGAAAUCGUGCACAUCCAGGCCGGCCAGUGCGGCAACCAGAUUGGAGCUAAGUUCUGGGAGAUCAUCUCUGACGAGCACGGCAUCGACCCCACCGGUGCCUACCACGGGGACUCUGACUUGCAGUUGGAGCGUAUCAACGUAUACUACAAUGAGGCCUCCGGCGGCAAAUACGUGCCCAGGGCCAUCCUGGUCGAUCUCGAGCCAGGCACCAUGGACUCUGUCCGCUCAGGACCCUUCGGACAAAUCUUCCGCCCGGACAACUUCGUGUUCGGACAGUCCGGUGCCGGCAACAACUGGGCCAAGGGACACUACACAGAAGGCGCUGAACUUGUCGACUCAGUUCUCGACGUAGUCCGCAAAGAGUCAGAAUCUUGUGAUUGCCUGCAGGGUUUCCAGCUUACACACUCCCUUGGUGGCGGUACCGGUUCCGGCAUGGGAACAUUACUCAUUUCAAAGAUCCGUGAAGAGUACCCCGACAGAAUAAUGAACACCUACUCAGUCGUACCCUCGCCCAAAGUAUCAGAUACUGUGGUGGAACCCUACAAUGCUACCCUCUCCGUUCACCAACUGGUCGAAAACACCGACGAAACCUUCUGUAUCGACAACGAAGCGCUUUAUGACAUCUGCUUCCGCACAUUAAAACUGUCUACACCCACCUACGGUGAUCUCAACCACUUAGUAUCCCUCACAAUGUCUGGUGUCACCACUUGCCUUAGGUUCCCUGGUCAGCUAAAUGCUGAUCUCCGUAAAUUAGCUGUAAACAUGGUACCAUUCCCACGUCUCCACUUCUUCAUGCCCGGUUUCGCGCCACUCACCUCCCGCGGAAGCAGACAAUACCGUGCCCUCACCGUGCCAGAACUCACACAGCAGAUGUUCGACGCUAAGAACAUGAUGGCCGCCUGCGACCCUCGUCACGGUCGCUACCUUACUGUAGCAGCCAUCUUCCGCGGCCGCAUGUCCAUGAAGGAAGUCGACGAGCAGAUGCUUAACAUCCAAAACAAGAACUCGUCGUACUUUGUUGAAUGGAUCCCCAACAAUGUCAAGACAGCCGUCUGUGACAUUCCUCCACGCGGCUUGAAGAUGUCGGCUACUUUCAUUGGCAACUCGACCGCCAUCCAAGAGCUCUUCAAGCGUAUUUCGGAACAGUUCACUGCUAUGUUCCGUCGUAAGGCUUUCCUCCAUUGGUACACUGGCGAGGGCAUGGACGAGAUGGAGUUCACUGAAGCCGAGUCCAACAUGAACGACCUGGUCUCCGAAUACCAACAAUACCAAGAAGCCACCGCCGACGAUGAAGCCGACUUCGAGGAGGAGCAAGAGCAGGAGAUCGACGACCAUUAAACACUGCCCACACGCGUUGCUAAGCAACAAAACACAUGCCAUUAUCUCUCGCGUUACUUUUCCUUCAAGUAACAUUAAUGAACCCAGCAAUAUAUUCGAUCGGCAUAUUGAAAAUACAUGCUUUCUAACUUUUAACAGAA